AGAUCACACUCAACACAUCAUGUAAAUUAUCCAUCUAGGCUGGGCUUUCAACGCAAACACCAUGGCACAUUGUGGCUUUACGUGGAGCUGAAGCAGAAUAUCAUACAGACAGGAUGACGAACUGGUUGGAUGGGGUGGUGGUGUGUUAUAUACUGAUCGGCUGGAUUCAUCAAACAACAGGUUGUGGUGGAACCUACCGGGGAUACUCAGGAACAAUCAGAUCCCCCAAUUACCCUUACACAUAUUCCAAUCAUCUCUCCUGCACAUAUGUUAUUACCCCCAGAAAGCUGAUCCAGCUUAAGUUUGAAACGUUCGCUACAGAAGGUGGCUAUGACUACGUAAAGGUGUACAAUGGCACGGGCAACCUGUUGGCAUCUCUGUCAGGUUCCCAUGGAGGGUACACGGUUCCUCCCUCCACCUACUAUCGUAUGACAUUUACGACAGACGUGUCCAUUGGGUCCUCCGGCUUCAGGGCGGUGUGGAGCUCUGCUCCUACGAUAUCUGGCUUGCCAACAACAUACCGAGUAAAUGAGUCAGGUAGAUUGAGACUGGACUGUAGUUCCUAUACUCAAUCAUCUACAGCACUUACCUACAACUGGACGUACAAAGGUUCCACUGUCAGCUCGGGGGCUGUACUGAACAUUGGCAGCAUCGACAAGAAUCAAGCUGGACAAUACACAUGCACUGCCACCAACUCAGUUGGACCUGUGUCCGCAGCGGUCCACGUCGUAGUACAAUAUUCACCACGAAUAUCUGGACUCCCAUCCACCUUCCAAGUGACAGAGUUAGCUACUUUAAGACUGGACUGUAGUACGUAUACAACACAGGGCAACCCAUCAGCAACAAGCUACACGUGGUCACACGGAGGGUCAACGGUCAGUACAGGAGCUGUAUUGACAAGAAGCAGCAUCAGUAGGAGACAGGGACGGGCGUACACCUGUACUGUCAGUAACACAGUAGGAUCAAACACCGCCUCGGUCAACGUUGACGUAAGAUAUUCGCCACAAAUAUCUGGUCUUCCAUCCACCUUCCAAGUGACUGAGUCAACUAGUUUAAGACUGGACUGUAGUAAACACACACAACAGGGCAACCCAUCAGCAACAAGCUACAAGUGGUCACACGGAGGGUCAACUGUCAGUACAGGAGCUGUAUUGACAAGAAGCAGCAUCAGUAGGAGACAGGGAGGGGAGUACACCUGUACUGUCAGUAACACAGUAGGAUCAGCUUCCGCUUUGGUCAACAUUGACGUAACAUAUUCGCCACAAAUAUCUGGACUCCCAUCUUCCUACCAAGUGACUGAGUCAACUAGUUUAAGACUGGACUGUAGUACCUAUACAACACGGGGCAACCCAUCAGCAACAAACUACACUUGGUUACACGGAGGGUCAACUGUCAGUACAGGAGCUGUACUGACAAGAAGCAGCAUCAGUAGGAGACAGGGAGGAGCGUACACCUGUACUGUCAGAAACACAGUAGGAUCAGACUCUGCCUCGGUCAACGUUGACGUAACAUAUUCACCACGAAUAUUUGGUCUUUCAUCCACAUACAAAGUGACAGAGUCAGCUACUUUAAGACUGGACUGUAGUACAUAUACAACACGGGGCAACCCAUCAGCAACAAACUACACGUGGUCACAUGGAGGGUCAACUGUCAGUACAGGAGCUGUAUUGACAAGAAACAGCAUCAGUAGGAGACAGGAAGGGGAGUACAUCUGUACUGUCAGAAACACAGAAGGAUCAGACUCCGCCUCGGUCAGCAUUGACGUAAGAUAUUCACCACAAAUAUCUGGACUCCCAUCCACCUUCCAAGUGACUGAGUCAACUAGUUUAAGACUGGACUGUAGCAAACACACACUACAGGGCAACCCAUCAGCAACAAACUACACGUGGUCACACGGAGGGUCAACUGUCAGUACAGGAGCUGUACUGACAAGAAGCAGCAUCAGUAGGAGACAGGGAGGGGAGUACACCUGUACUGUCAGAAACACAGUAGGAUCAGACUCCGCCUUGGUCAACAUUGACGUAACAUAUUCGCCACAAAUAUCGGGUCUUCCAUCCACCGUCCAAGUGACUGAGUCAACUAGUUUAAGACUGGACUGUAGUAAACACACACAACAGGGCAACCCAUCAGCAACAAACUACACGUGGUCACACGGAAGGCCAACUGUCAGUACAGGAGCUGUAUUGACAAGAAGCAGCAUCAGUAGGAGACAGGGAGGGGAGUACACCUGUACUGUCAGAAACACAGUAGGGUCAGACUCUGCUUUGGUCAGCGUUGACGUAAGAUAUCCACCACGAAUAUCUGGACUCCCAUCCACCUUCCAAGUGACAGAGUUAGCUACUUUAAGACUGGACUGUAGAACAUAUACAACACGGGGCAACCCAUCAGCAACAAACUACACUUGGUCACAUGGAGGGUCAACUGUCAGUACAGGAGCUGUAUUGACAAGAAACAGCAUCAGUAGGAGACAGGGACGGGAGUACACCUGUAUUGUCAGUAACACAGUAGGAACCGACUCCGCCUCGGUAAACGUUGACGUAAGAUAUUCGCCACAAAUAUCUGGACUCCCAUCCACCUUCCAAGUGACUGAGUCAACUAGUUUAAGACUGGACUGUAGCAAACACACACUACAGGGCAAGCCAUCAGCAACCAAGUACACGUGGUCACACGGAGGGUCAACUGUCAGUACAGGAGCUGUACUGACAAGAAGCAGCAUCAGUAGAAGACAGGGAGGGGAGUACACCUGUACUGUCAGAAACACAGUAGGAUCAGACUCCGCCUUGGUCAACAUUGACGUAACAUAUUCGCCACAAAUAUCGGGUCUUCCAUCCACCGUCCAAGUGACUGAGUCAACUAGUUUAAGACUGGACUGUAGUAAACACACACAACAGGGCAACCCAUCAGCAACAAACUACACGUGGUCACACGGAAGGUCAACUGUCAGUACAGGAGCUGUAUUGACAAGAAGCAGCAUCAGUAGAAGACAGGGAGGGGAGUACACCUGUACUGUCAGAAACACAGUAGGAACAGACUCCGCCUCGGUAAACGUUGACGUAAGAUAUCCACCACGAAUAUCUGGACUCCCAUCCACCUUCCAAGUGACAGAGUUAGCUACUUUAAGACUGGACUGUAGAGCAUAUACAACACGGGGCAACCCAUCAGCAACAAACUACACUUGGUCACAUGGAGGGUCAACUGUCAGUACAGGAGCUGUAUUGACAAGAAACAGCAUCAGUAGGAGACAGGGAGGGGAGUACACCUGUAUUGUCAGUAACACAGUAGGAACCGACUCCGCCUCGGUAAACGUUGACGUAAGAUAUUCGCCACAAAUAUCUGGACUCCAAUCCACCUUCCAAGUGACUGAGUCAGCUAGUUUAAGACUGGACUGUAGCAAACACACACAACAGGGCAACCCAUCAGCAACCAAGUACACGUGGUCACAUGGAGGGUCAACUGUCAGUACAGGAGCUGUACUGACAAGAAGCAGCAUCAGUAGAAGACAGGGAGGGGAGUACACCUGUACUGUUCGAAACACAGUAGGAUCAGACUCCGCCUCGGCUAGUGUAGAUGUCCAAUAUCCACCUGUACUCUCUGGUGUUCCAUCUGAUUACCGAGUGACUGAACAUUCCAAGUUGUUUAUUGAUUGUACGAGUUACACGUCCCUGGGCAACCCGUCAACAACUAACUACACAUGGAGCUAUGGGACAUCAGCUAUUAGUACUACGGCUGUGCUACAACUCUACAACAUCAACCGUUCUGCCGACGGAGAGUACACCUGCACUGUCAGCAAUGCUGUUGGGAAUGAGUCCGCCUCUGUUACAGUCGAUGUUCAAUAUUCACCAGUAAUAUCAGCCUUUCCCUCAACGUACCGAGUGAAUACGUCAUCCAGACUGUGGCUGGAUUGUAGCAGUUAUACAACCGAUGGCAACCCUGCUGUUACUAACUACUCCUGGGUAUUUCUAGGGUCACGUGUCAGCUCUGAAGCGGUACUGAGUAUAGAUACAGUAAACAGGACCCACCAAGGAAGGUACACGUGUACUGCCAGCAACACACUUUCACCAAGUGGAGGCUCUCAACAACAGGGAACAGCAUCAGCACAGGUCGACGUGGACGUACAGUAUGCCCCUUCAAUAUAUGGUCUGCCUCGAUCAUAUUCGGUGGUGGAAGAAUCCCAGCUGUUGGUCAACUGCAGUAAAUACACUUCGCCAGGGAACCCAGCAAGCACUAACUACACCUGGAGCUAUGGAACAUCGGUUGUCAGUAGUGAGGAAGUCCUUCAGAGGGAUAACGUUACCAGAACUGAAGGCGGACUAUACACGUGCACUGUCAGCAACGAUGUUGGGGCGGAGUCUGCUUCCGUUAGUGUUGACGUACAAUAUGAGCCAUCUAUAUCCGGCUUCCCCUCCAACUUCCGGGUGAUCGAGUCAAAACAAUUGUGGAUUGACUGUAGAGCAUACACCACACAUGGGAAUCCAGAAACAACGCGGUUUUCUUGGACCUUUAAUGGCUCUCAAGUCAGUGCCACUUCUUUGCUGGAAGUGGGCAACAUCAGCAGAGGUGAGGGAGGGCAGUACACGUGUACUGCCAGCAACAUCCUGGCACCAAGUGGAGAAACUGAACACCAUGGCACAGCAACAGCCAAGGUCAAGGUUGAUGUACAGUACCCUCCGACACUGACCAGAUCGCCUACACCGAGGACAGUCAGGGAGAUGUCUACUACCUUCACAAUAGACUGUAACAGCACUACCAUACCAGGAAACCCACCUGAUACAGUCUACACAUGGACAUAUAACGGUGCUACUGUCGGCGACUCCGCUGUGUUGACUGUACACAACAUCAGCAGGAGUCAGAAGGGGGACUAUGUAUGUACAGCUAGCAACACUCUGGCCCCAACCAGCGGUUCCCAACGACAGGGUAUAGCGAGUACCGUUGUUGAGGUUGAAGUGGAGUAUGCCCCUUCAAUAUCUGGACUCCCAUCUACACAUUGGGUGGUAGAGCAGUCCCAGCUGUUAAUCGACUGUAGUCAGUACACUACACCUGGCAACCCUACAACGACAAACUACACGUGGAUCUAUGAUCAGUCAGUGGUCAGUGAUGAGGAAGUACUGCAAGUGGACAGCAUGAACAGGACAGACGCCGGACAAUAUACCUGUUAUGUCAGCAAUGGUGUAGGGUCGGAGUCGUCGACCGUCAGUGUUGACGUACGAUAUGCUCCAUCCAUCACUGGCUUGUCAUCUUCAUACCAAAUGGUUGAAGAAUCUGACCUCAGGAUCAGCUGUCUGAACUAUACUUCACCUGGCAACCCUGGAACAAGUAACUAUACAUGGAGCUAUGAGGGACAUGUAACCCAGACCGUGGCUGUUCUUCAACGCAGUAGCAUCAACCGAACUGCAAGUGGCCUGUAUAUCUGUACAGUGUACAACGACGUCGGUUCAGACUCAGCCGCAAUCAGCGUUGAUGUACAGUAUCCUCCUUCUUUGAUGGGCUUCCCAUGGACUUACAGCGUGACUGAGACAUCCAGAGUGAGGGUAGAUUGUAGCAGUUCCGUCGUCAAAGGAAACCCUCCAUCAACAAACUACACGUGGACAUUUAACGGCUCUGUUAUCACCAACAGUCCUGUGUUGGAAAUACACAACACUAGCAGGGAGCAGGGAGGCCGCUACACUUGUACAGUGUAUAACACACUGACACCAACGGAUGGGUCUCCGUAUCUGGGCACAGCUACUGGACAUGUCGUACUGGAUGUACAGUACCUACCGGCUAUAUCCGAGUUCCCAUCCGUGUUUACUGUCGCUGAAUCGUCUUCAUUCAGUGUAGACUGCAGCACCAGAACAUCACCCGGAAACCCAGAGAGCACAAACUACACGUGGACACAUAAUGGAUAUAUUGUCAGUGCAGGACCAAACCUUGUACUGGAGAGCACUGGUAGGAACAUGAGCGGCAUCUACACCUGUACGGCCAGCAACAUGCUGACACCACGUGGAUACGGGCAACUCCUUGGGACAGCAGCAGCCUCUGUUAGUGUGGAUGUGCAGUAUGGUCCUGGGAACAGUGUGGCUAUUACAUCAUCUGGAUCACCGAGCAUGACUGAGGGAGCUGGUGCGUUCAUUGCUACGUGCAGUGCUGAGUGUAACCCAAGCUGCUCCAUAACAUGGAGGAAAGACAACACCCCCUUGUCAGGUCAGAUCAGCCUCACCAAUGUGUCCAGGACAGACUCUGGAGACUACACCUGUCAUGCGCAGAACGGCGUCGGUGAAGCCCGAGAAAAGAAAAUCCUACUGACUGUAUACUCUCCUCCAACAGAACCCACAGACAUGCAGGUGGCUGCUGUGACCGAUUCAUCAGUGUCACUACAGUGGACAUCCGGUUUCAAUGGUGGGGCACACCAAACAUACUCUCUUCUGUAUAAGUCGGAACUGGAACCUCAUUGGUUGACAUGGGACGACAACAUUGCUGAUCCAGGAAUACAUCACCAAGUCAAAGUGCAUGUGCCGUUACUGACGCCGGACAUGACAUACCAGUUCCAGGUGUAUGGUACAAAUGUCUAUGGUCAAGGGGAGAUGACUGUGAUAAACGCAACAACCUUUAUAGCCCAGGCAUCAUUCAUGAGCAGACAUAACAUGCCAGUCGGUCUUGCUGCUGGACUCGGUGUGCUGCUUGUGGGUGUCCUCGUCACGGUCUGUGUGGUUCUAUGUCGGAGACGGACACAACGCACUGCUGAUGGAGAGGAAUCUUCAAACCUACCCAUGAACCCAUUUAUGCCUCGGCCCAGUUUAUCCCAGCAAGUUAAACCUGACGUGACAGUCGUUGCAGACGAAGAUCACAGCACUCCUGCUUCGGAUGGUGAUGUAGGUGAACGAAGAGGCUUAGACCUCAAGAACCAAGGGUCUGUUGACGUGGACAACAAGAACUGUGACGUCACAACACAGGAUUAGUGCCCAGUGCUGAGAUCUUCCUGGUCAUCUACUGUCCACAUCAGCUGAUGGCCAAUGACUAUGUAGGUGUCAACUGUCACCCACAUGUUUUAAGCCUUUUGGGCUUUCGUACGUUGUCUUUGGGGCAUUCAGUAAUGUGACGUUGAAGGUGUCAUAUAGCAUUUGAUAUAAAUAUAACAUUGAUAUUCUUCCAUAUUUACCCAUGUCCACUUAAGUGAUUCUUAAAGCUGAUCUAUUCGACAAAAUCUCCAAACAUUUCAGUCUGGGUGUAAUCUGAAUACUGAAAAAUACUAUGGACUGAGGAAAUGUGUCAAGGGCGUAUCCUGUCAACUGCCCCCUUUGCCAAGGUCUGCUAUGGACUGUCUGCUUCGUUAUGACAUUCUGACUCUCCGAUUCAAAACACGUCUUUAGAUAAAUUCAGCAAUGAUUCCUUUUAGAAAAGUGACAAUGAAACAUGAACUCUGUUUAUAAGUACCCACUGAGCAAUAACGACACAGACAAAAUGAAUUCAACCGAUCAUCAUAUGUACAUUUGUCAUAUCGGCACACACAACUAAACGACACAAAGUUGAACAUAGCAUGCCAAUACGAGAUAAACCAUUUGAUAACAAAUGGACGUUGGUUGGUUUAUGAAAACCUUCAAUACAUCCCCCGAAAGAGGGUAUCCCCCCGGCAUAAAAGCUGUCAGUCCUAUCCACCAAUAGUGUGGCCUCGACAAACCAUUGGACGAUGGUCUUGUGACCAAUAUGAUGAUGGUUGAUACACAACAUCCUAAGUGCCUACAAAACGCAUUUUAUGAAAACUGAACGGUAUUUCGUCAGUUUUUAUCGCCACAUUUCUCAGCAAACGUUAUUGUGUUUUGGGUCGGGUUCACGUACCGCGUUUGAUAGUAGUUUCUUUGUCAAUGUCAUGAAAGUGAAAGUUUGCAUGAAAUUGUAUGAACAUAGGUCGUUUUAUCUCCUGACAAGUCUUGACAUGUUUGUGUAUGAUUGACAAUAGUAAAUUCGCUUCUUU
Haliotis rubra (blacklip abalone) is the source of this 7948-nucleotide messenger RNA. Its product is annotated as hemicentin-1-like. The coding region runs from base 114 to 6935 and encodes 2273 amino acids. Gene Ontology annotation, cellular component: cell-cell junction. The transcript has 31 exons. Lineage: Eukaryota; Metazoa; Mollusca; Gastropoda; Lepetellida; Haliotidae. Gene Ontology annotation, molecular function: cell adhesion molecule binding. Gene Ontology annotation, biological process: cell-cell adhesion. The record is from RefSeq and is a predicted model, not a curated record.